UCAGAUUACUCAUAUGUCAGCAAAGAGACUAAUGUAUUAUUAUUUAGGUGUACGUUUAACGCGUCAAGAGAGAGUAAAGGAGUUUUUAUUAUACUAAAUUUUACUUCAUUUUUAUGAUGUCUUCGGUUGAUCAUAGAACUUUAAACUUUGUUUUUUUUGUUUUCCUGAUGGUUAUCAGCUCCGCCAAUAGUCUUCAGAGGACCCUCAAUUAUGCAUUUAACGAAGAUUGUAAAGAACUUUGUAAAAAUACAAAUGUAAGACUUGCCCAUGUGACAGCCAUCGGACCAAAUGAUACACUACAUUAUUUAUGGGACUUCACAAAAAAUCCUUCUAUAUUAAUCGCUGUUACAUCUCCUGCAGCUAAACUUGUGAUUGAUUGGCAUAAGUACAUAAUGAGAAUUCCAAACUCAUUAAAUUUUACUGAAAAGCCAAUUUAUAUAUUUGGUGUUUCAAUAGAAAGGCUACUUGAAUUUAAUGAUAUCAAUGAUAAAGCAAGAAUCGACGAAGCUACUGAUAAAAACAUCAAGGAACUAAAAUUUGAAAAUUUUGAAUGGCAUUAUAAAAAUAUAACCAGUAAAGACAAUUUUGUUGAAUUAUAUAUGAAAGCUUCUAAAUAUCACAAUCCUGAAACUAAUGAAAGAAGACAUGGAAUUAUUAAGUUUUUAAUGCAUGGAUUUGGCACUUUGAAUCAUUCUCGUAUUACACCGUGUAUGUUGCACUCUGAAAAUGCUACGCAAAUUGAUAUUACACUAGAAAAUAUAGAAACGGAGAGAAGUUUUUCGAAAAGUCGAUUCGCAUUUGAAUUAUUAAUUGUAAGUGAUAAUGAUCCAAACACAUUGCUCGAAGUCAAUACAAAGAGAAAAUUAGAUGAUGAGUUUACACCCGGUAUCUUUGAGAUUCUGGAACUAUCUACACCAGUAAUAUAUAAAAAAUCAGCAUAUUUACAGUGGAGACCCGUUUCUUAUAUUAAACCAGAUCGAGAUGUCACAAAUUCAAGCAGCACUGUAUUUUAUCCAAUUAAAAAUGCUACAACUGAUAUUUAUUUUAGUAAUACAAAUUUACUGUAUAUGUAUUAUGGAGAAAACAUGUUUAACAUUCUUGUCCAAAGGAUGAAUAUAUCAUUAGGUGGUAAGGGAGAUAAUGUUUAUAAGGAAACGCAAUAUGCUACAUGGACAUUUAUUGUUGGAUAUGGAUUCCCACCAGAAGAACGAUUCUCUAAUAUAGUUAUUAUGAUUAUUUCUAUUGGCGUUGGUCUUCCAUUAUUAAUACUAAUUAUGUCAGGAAUAUACGUAUGCGUGCGGCGAAGACCGAAACAACCAAGUGAUGAAUUUACCCAUCACCGAUAGAAAAGAAUAAUUUUAUUUUAAUAUUUAAAACGUAAUCCAAACAUUCACAUUGCACGCCCUACGAGAUUAAUUAUGUAAACAUCUUGCAAUGUAGUUAUGUUGAAAAAUUAAGUGGUUUUCUGUAGAU
Molecule: messenger RNA, 1473 nt
Organism: Ceratosolen solmsi marchali
Lineage: Eukaryota; Metazoa; Arthropoda; Insecta; Hymenoptera; Agaonidae
Product: lysosomal protein NCU-G1
Exons: 6
Coding region: 114-1346 (410 amino acids)
Cellular component (GO): lysosome
Source: RefSeq, a predicted model, not a curated record